Erinaceus europaeus (western European hedgehog) is the source of this 2885-nucleotide messenger RNA. RefSeq names its product zinc finger protein 709-like. Lineage: Eukaryota; Metazoa; Chordata; Mammalia; Eulipotyphla; Erinaceidae. The coding region runs from base 376 to 2847 and encodes 823 amino acids. The record is from RefSeq and is a predicted model, not a curated record. Gene Ontology annotation, biological process: regulation of DNA-templated transcription. The transcript has 8 exons.
AAAGAAGGCAGUCCAGACCUUAAAAUACACUAGUGUUUCUGCUCCUGAGGUUAUCACUUAUUUCUUGGUGUAGCUCUCACCUUCCUGUGAUUUGGACUUUGAAGAAGAAUCUUCGGUGAUCCCGGAGCUUGGACAGCCAAUGAGCAUCGGCCACCAGCAGCCCAGAUUGGACAGGGAGCUGUCCAUGUCUGUGUCAGAGUCUAAUUGGAUGAAGCCCUUGCCACAAACACAACUACUCUUCUGAUUACAUAGAUCCAUCAACCCUGGCAACAAGAUGGCAAGUAUUUGGUGAUGUUUUUGUUUAUAGAAGGUCUUUUAGAACCUCUUUCAGACCCAGAGCUUUAAAGACUGGAAGAAAUACAGGUUCUAUAGGGAAUGAGAACAGCCCCAGGGUGCAGCAGAUCCAAAGGACGACUGAGGCCAAGACCGUGUGGAGAGCAGAGAGAUACUAUGGACGCAAUAUCUUCUGAAGAUGUAACUGUGAACUUCAGUCAGGAGGAGUGGGAACUACUAAAUCCUUCAGAGAAGAAACUCUACAAUGAUGUGAUGUGGGAAAUAUUCCAUAAUCUUGUCUCAAUAGGAAAAUUGCUGGAAGAUUCUUUCAUUGAACAAUCAGAAGACCAAGAAGGGAGUAAACAAAGAAAUAUAGAAGAUAAGACAUCUGAGAAGAAGGAAGGAAGUCUUUAUAGAGAAAAACUUCAUCACUAUGAAAUACAUGAAAAACCUCACAGUGGAGAGAAACCCUAUGAAUGUCAACUAUGCAGUAAGAUAUUCAGUUGCUCCAAUUCUCUUCGGAGCCAUGAAAGAAUUCACAAUGAAGAGAAACCGUAUGAAUGUAAACAAUGUAGUAAAACAUUCGGUCAUUCAACCUCUCUUCAGUUACAUAAAAGAAUUCACAGUGGAGAGAAACCCUAUGAAUGUAAACAAUGUUGUAAAGCAUUCAGUUGUUCCAGUUCUCUUCGUGUACAUGAAAGAAUUCACAGUGGAGAGAAACCUUAUGAAUGUAAACAAUGCAGUAAAACAUUCAGUUUUUCCAGUUCUCUUCGUGUACAUGAAAGAAUUCACAGUGGAGAGAAACCUUAUGAAUGUAAACAAUGCAGUAAAACAUUCCUUUGUUUCAGUCAUCUUCGGAGCCAUGAAAGAAUUCACAGUGGAGAGAAACCCUAUGAAUGUAAACAAUGCAGUAAAACAUUCAGUUGUUCCAGUUCUCUUCGUGUACAUGAAAGAAUUCACAGUGGAGAGAAACCUUAUGGAUGUAAACAAUGCAGUAAAACAUUCAGUUGUUCCAGUUCUCUUCGUGUACAUGAAAGAAUUCACAGUAGAGAGAAACCUUAUGAAUGUAAACAGUGUAGUAAAACAUUCAGUUGUUCCAGUUCUCUUCGGAAACAUGAAAGAACUCACAGUGCAAAGAAUCCUUAUGAAUGUAAACAAUGUAGUAAAACAUUCCUUUGUUUCAGUUAUCUUCGGAGCCAUGAAAGAAUUCACAGUGGAGAGAAACCCUAUGAAUGUAAACAAUGUAGUAAAACAUUCAGUUCUUCCAGUUCUCUUCGGAGCCAUGAAAGAAUUCACAGUGGAGAGAAACCCUAUGAAUGUAAACAAUGUUGUAAAGCAUUCAGUUGUUCCAGUUCUCUUCGGAGCCAUGAAAGAACUCACAGUGGAGAGAAACCUUAUGAAUGUAAACAAUGUAGUAAAGCAUUCAGUUUUUCCAGUUCUCUUCGGAAACAUGAAAGAACUCACAGUGGAGAGAAACCCUAUGAAUGUAAACAAUGUAGUAAAGCAUUCAACCAGGCCGGUAAUCUUAGGGUACAUGAAAGAACUCACAGUGGAGAUAAACCCUAUGAAUGUAAACAGUGUAGUAAAGCAUUCAGUUGUUCCAGUUCUCUUCGUGUACAUGAAAGAAUUCACAGUGCAGAGAAACCCUAUGAAUGUAAACGGUGUAGUAAGACAUUCAGUGUUUUCAGUUCUCUUCUUUCACAUGAAAGAAUUCACAGUGGAGAGAAACCCUAUGAAUGUAAACAAUGUAGUAAAACAUUCCGUUGUUCCAGUUAUCUUCGGAGACAUGAAAGAAUUCACAGUGGAAAGAAACCCUAUGAAUGUAAACAAUGUAGUAAGACAUUCAGUUUUUCCAGUUCUCUUCUUUUACAUGAAAGAAAUCACCGUGGAGAGAAACCCUAUGAAUGUAAACUAUGUAGUAAAACAUUCAAUAAUUCAAGCUCUCUUCGGACACAUGAAAGAAUUCACAGUGGGGAAAGACCCUAUAAAUGUAAACAUUGUAGUAAGGCCUUUGGCUAUCCUUUCACUCUUCAGUUACACGAAAGAACUCACAGUGGAGAGAAACCCUAUGAAUGUAAAUAUUGUAGUAAGACAUUCAUUUGUUCCGGCUAUCUUAGAAUCCAUGAAAGAACUCACAACGGAGAGAAACCAUAUGAAUGCAAACAAUGUAAUAAGACAUUCAGUUGUUCCAGUUCGCUUCGGAAACAUGAAAGAACUCACAGUGGAGAGAAACCCUAUGAAUGUAAACAAUGUAAUAAAGCAUUUAAUUGUUCCAGUUCUCUUCGGACACAUGAAAGAAUACACAGUGGAGAGAAACCCUAUGAAUGUAAACAAUGCAGUAAGAAAUUCAUUUGUUUCAGGUCUCUUCGGGAACAUGAAAGAACUCACAGUGGAGAGAAACCCUAUGAAUGUAAACAAUGUAGUAAGACAUUUAGUUGUUCUAGUUCUCUUCGGGUACAUGAAAGGACUCACAGUGGAGAGAAACCCUAUGAAUGUAAGCAGUGUAGUAAGACAUUCAUUUGUUCCAGUCAUCUUCGGAGUCAUGAAAGAACUCACAAUGAAGCGAAACACUGAAAUAAAUACUGUAAAUAAGUAGUAAGACAUUCAUUUUU